Molossus molossus (Pallas's mastiff bat) is the source of this 2468-nucleotide messenger RNA. RefSeq names its product frataxin (gene FXN). The record is from RefSeq and is a predicted model, not a curated record. The coding region runs from base 9 to 752 and encodes 247 amino acids. Gene Ontology annotation, biological process: intracellular iron ion homeostasis; iron incorporation into metallo-sulfur cluster. The transcript has 6 exons. Gene Ontology annotation, molecular function: 2 iron, 2 sulfur cluster binding; ferrous iron binding; ferroxidase activity. Gene Ontology annotation, cellular component: mitochondrion. NCBI's taxonomy places the organism in Eukaryota, Metazoa, Chordata, Mammalia, Chiroptera, Molossidae.
GGCCACAGAUGGCAAGGAGCAUGUGGGCGUUCGGACGCCGCUCGGCUGCCGGCCUCCUCUCCCGUUUGGCGUUCCUGGGCUCGGCCCAGACCCAAGCUGGAACCCCACGGCCGGCCAGGAACAUCCCACUCAACGGCCGCCGCUACCUGCGCGCCAGGAGGGCCGCGGCCUGCGCGCCCAGCCACGCGGGCUUGAGCAUCCACUGCCUCAACCAGAUGCUGAAUGUCAAAAAGCAGAGUGUCUGUUUGAUGAACUUGAGGACAACAGGAACUUUGGGCGACGCAGGCUCUCUGGAUGACACCACCUAUGAAAGACUGGCAGGGGAGACCCUGGACUCCUUGGCAGAGUUUUUUGAAGACCUUGCAGACAAACCUUACACAUGUGAAGACUAUGAUGUCUCCUUUGGGAAUGGUGUUUUAACAAUUAAGCUGGGUGGAGACCUAGGAACCUACGUGAUCAACAAGCAGACCCCAAACAAGCAGAUCUGGUUAUCUUCACCAUCCAGAGUCCAGCCAUCCGCUCUGGGGCGCUGUGUCCUUGUAAAUGCGGGCGGGGCACCAGGACAACUGUGUGGUGCCGCUAAAGAAUCCGUGCUGUGUCUGGAAACUGGAAAGGUCCAUGUCGUAUUUGGACACAACUACCAGCAAUAUGAUCCUACCCCAGUGGACCCAAGCGCUACAACUGGACUGGGAAAAACUGGGUCUACGCCCACGACGGUGUGUCCCUGCAUGAGCUGCUGGCCACAGAGAUGACCAAAGCCUUAAAAACCAAAGUGGACUUGUCUUCUCUGGCCUAUUCUGGAAAAGACACUUGAUGCCCAUCCCAGUUCUAAAGACAUUAGAAGCUAUAAAGCCAAGACCCCAGCUUCCUUCUACAGCUGAAUGUCUAGUUUAUUCCAGUUCUGCUUUUGAGGCCAGUUGCAUUGUGGGUAACAGCUCUGGGAAAAGAAUACGUCACCUCUCACCCUACCUCUGACUUCGGAUUUUCAAUUUCCAUAGUGUUUUUGGAUUUAUUGUCUGAUUUCCUCCCUCACAUGAUGUCUGUAUCUUUAUAAUGCCUGUAUAUCCAUACGUUUAUAUAUGACCUUGCAACAAAGAACAAUGAUAAGGAAAUAUUCUGAGGAGAAGUGAAUUGGCUCCACUAUUCAUUCUUUGAAGGACUUAGUGCAAAACUGCAUGAAGAGGGACUGGCCGAUCUCACUAUUCUGUCUCAAAAUGAGACGCAUUAAAAAGUAGCCUAGAAAUGUUCCCACGCCUCUGGAACGUAAACACUUCGAAGCCUGUUGCUACUGAAGUGCCAGUGUCAACUCGGGAAUUCUCAAACCCAAGCCCAUUCUCUGUGUGCUUUGUGUCUGCCAGGGUGUAUGUAGCCUGCAAGGGUGACUCGGAGGUAUGGUGCUGUUUCUCCCAUACGUACAUAUAUAUAUGUGCAUGCACAGUUAAAUAUGUGUGUAUGUGUAUAUUUUUUUAAUACAUAUUUUUUUAAAUCUUAAGGUCAGUAUAGAAUCAACUGCUGCAGUUCAGGUCUGAGAAUGCAGUAUAUCUCCCAACGACAAGAGCAGAGAAAACCAUCUCCAUUAGCUCGUGCAUAUUGUAUAAUAAAUGCACUAAGGGAGCUGAGGAAGCUCUCAGUUAACUGUGAAGGGCCAUCCAAGUAAGAGAGAUGUUUGUGUUGAUGCAAAGAACCCUAGUUUACACUUGGCUCAGCCCAAAGUGCUGUCUGUCUCUGGGCAGGUUUCUUGCACUCGCUGGACCUCAUGUAAAAUGAGAUGGUUGAACUGGACAGAGUAUAGUGGAUUCCCAGUUCAGACAUGCAGCAUUCCCGUCAGGCAGCCUAACAGGCUAGCUUUUGUUACCCCUGGCAGAUGAGGCGAUGACAGGAACAAUUUUUUUAAGCUAUAGAGUAAAAUAAAUGGUUAUUAGAAUUCCUUGAAUGUCCAUUGAGUUCGUGUUCAAAUAAUAACCAUCCUUUAUUGUGCCCUUGCUGUGCUAAGCCUGUGCUCUAGUUUGAAUGUUUAUGUUCCCCCAAAAUUCAUCUGUUGAGUCCUUAUCCCCGAAGGGAUGGUAUUAGAAAGUAGGCGUUUGGGAAAUGAUUAGGUCUUAAGGGGUGAGCCCUCACGAAUGGAAUUGGUCUCCUUAUCAAAUAAACUCCAGAGAGCUCCCUCCCUCCUACCAUGUGAGGACACUGCUGUUGAUGGGCCAGGAAGUGGGCCCUCAGCAGACACUGAAUCUGCUGGGGCCUUGAUCUCAGACUUCCCUGCCUCCAGACCUGUGAGAAGCACCUUUCUGUUGUUUGUAAACCAUCCAGCCUGUAGUAUCUGUUCAGCAGCCUGAAUGGACUGAGACAGCCCACAACACUGUGUGACCUCAUUUUAAUACCUUCGGAACAUUAAAACUCAUCCAACCGUAUAGCCAUUAUUUUCUUACUAAAAGAUGUAUUAAGUUAACAAUAAAACAAUGUAAACACAU